CAAAGGCUUUGAGCCCAGGACGCCCCUCUCUCUCUCUCACUCUGCCUACAAAGCCAACCCGGCUCUAUCUAUACUGCUUUUCUAUCAUGGAAAUGUUUUCUAAUAGGCGCCGUUAAGAGUGUUGGUUUUAUUUUGUACCUUCUUAUUCUAAAAUGUACGACCGUCUGGAUCCCCGCUCGGCCGAGAGAGGAAGGCUUUUUGUAGGUAGAAUACAAGGAAGCGUCGUCUGAGCGAAGGGAGCGAGAGGGGGAAGGAUUUGACGCUUUUCCUCCUCUCCUCCUCCUUCUUCCUUUCGCCCCCCUCGCCUCCUCUUUUUGGCGGAGUGAGAAGUUGAGGCAGGAAUAAACGCUGUUUUUGUUUUUCCCUUUUUUAAUACAUUUGAAUCCUACUGCGCAACGAGACGGGAUCACGUGGGGUUGGAGAGAGUUGGAUCGAUUUUGUUCAAUGAGAGAAAAAGAGGAACAAACAACUCCUAUUUCUUUUUUCCCCCGACUUCUGUGGAUAACUGGUACUGUUGAUACUUUUGCAUAAUUGCAAGAGAAGGGGAGUGGGUUCUUUUUUUUUCAGCCUUGGAGGUGUGGAGUAUUAAUUCUUAUAUGCCUGGGGUUUAAAAAACAAUGGAGACGCACAUUUCGUGCCUCUUCCCGGAAAUUUUGGCCAUGAUUUUCAGCUAUCUGGAUGUGAGGGACAAAGGCAGGGUAGCCCAAGUGUGCAUCGCUUGGAGGGACGCAUCCUACCACAAGUCCGUGUGGAGGGGGGUGGAGGCCAAGCUGCACCUCCGCCGGGCCAAUCCCUCCCUGUUCCCCAGCCUCCAGGCCAGGGGCAUCCGGCGGGUCCAGAUCCUGUCCUUGCGUCGCAGCUUGAGCUAUGUGAUCCAGGGGAUGCCAAACAUCGAGUCCCUCAAUCUGUCCGGCUGCUACAACCUCACGGAUAACGGGCUGGGUCAUGCAUUUGUUCAGGAGAUCCCAUCGCUGAGGGUGCUGAACCUGAGUCUGUGCAAGCAGAUCACAGACUCCAGUCUCGGCAGGAUAGCUCAGUAUCUGAAGAACCUGGAGGUGCUGGAGCUCGGCGGCUGCAGCAACAUCACCAACACUGGGCUCCUGUUGAUCGCCUGGGGCCUCCACAGACUCAAGAGCCUCAAUCUUCGGUCCUGCAGGCACAUCUCGGACGUGGGAAUCGGACACUUGGCGGGCAUGACCCGCAGCGCGGCGGAGGGCUGUCUGAACCUGGAGUACCUGACUCUCCAGGACUGUCAGAAACUGACGGACCUGUCACUCAAACACAUUUCCAAGGGGCUGACCAAGCUCCGGGUGCUGAACCUGAGCUUCUGCGGGGGCAUCUCAGAUGCAGGGAUGAUCCACCUCUCCCACAUGGCCUCCCUGUGGAGUCUGAACCUCCGCUCCUGCGACAACAUCAGCGACACGGGGACCAUGCACCUCGCCAUGGGCACCCUGAGGCUCUCCGGGCUCGACGUUUCCUUCUGCGAUAAGAUCGGGGACCAGACCCUGGCGUACAUCGCCCAGGGGCUGUACCAGCUCAAGUCCCUGUCCCUGUGCUCGUGUCACAUCUCUGACGACGGGAUAAACCGGAUGGUGAGGCAGAUGCACGAGCUGAGGACCCUGAACAUCGGACAGUGUGUGCGCAUCACGGACAAAGGGCUGGAGCUCAUCGCCGACCACCUGACCCAGCUGGCGGGCAUCGACCUGUAUGGAUGUACCAAGAUCACCAAGAGGGGACUGGAGAGGAUCACGCAGCUCCCCUGCCUUAAAGUGUUGAACCUGGGACUCUGGCAGAUGACAGAGAGUGAGAAAGUGAGGUGAUUGGGAAUGUUUUGGUUCUUUCUGGUUUUUUUUGGAUGGGGACAGAGGAGCAGGAGGAGGGGCAUUAGAUGGGCUGGUAAACUUCUGUUCUUAUUUAAAUAGAGAAAGAGAGAAAACCUUUCUGUUCCCUUCUGUGAGGUUGUUUAAGGUGUGCUUCUCCCGUGUGACCAAUAUUUUGCGUUCAAAUGUUUUAUUUUGUUCUCUCUGUUGGCCUUGCAGGAUUUCAAUUAGUGUUUUUUAUGACUUCAUGUUCUGCCUGGUCGGACGCAAUUAAAACUUACUUUUGCUACGAGCUCAUGAAAAUCCCUGUUAACAAUUGCUUUGAUCUCGUGUUGAGUUUUAAUAUCGCCGAAAUCCUGACAUCAAAUUGGAAUAACCUGCAAUGCUUGUUUCAAACAAACAUAUAUAUAUAUAAUCAUUUGAAUAAUCUGCUGUCUGGCCCUUUCUUCCAGAAAACUAUUGACGUGAAACUUUCAUCCAUCCAAAGUUGCAUCCAUCUUUUAGUGUUAAAGCAAAGUGAGGUCUGAGAACUUUUUUUUUGUUAACAGCGAGACAUUUACAACUAAUCUCUGCUACAGCCAUCACGCCUAAAACAUUUGGCUACCUCGUAUGUGGUUGUUUUCAAAGGGUGUAUGCUGUUAAAAGAAAAACAGAAGGAAAGCGAGAAUGAGAGACUGGGAGAAAAUGUGCCUAAAGGGACUGUGUCUGCCCCCUCCCCCCAUCCCUCCCUCCAUGAGCAGAGCUGGAGAAAGGAGACCAGGACACAAUCUAACUACCUUUGUUAAUUUACCCCCAUAAACAGCAACAAUUUCCGAGAGAGAGAUAGAGAAGGGACAGCAAGCUGUAAAAUCUAUUCAGAUUUUAACGACGACGCUUUAUGCAACAAAAAAAAGAGCAAAAAAAACAAAAAGAUGAAUCCGCUUGUGUGCGAGAGCUUUUUUUACUAUUAUUUGUUUCUUUUCCUCAUUCUUAGGGUAUAAAGUCCGACUCACACGCCCGUUAGAGAAGUGUUGUGUUCAAGCUUUGGCCGAUAUAAAAAGGAGGCAAGAUUAUCAGCUUUUCCUUGGAAUGAAUACCCAUACAAUAGAUAAUAAAGAAAUAUUAGUGCUAUAAUAGAUACAAAUAGGAUCGAGGUGUUAUUAAACACAAUAUACAUCCAUGUAGGUAUGUCAUGGGAGCAUUUGGUAUUUUUUCUAAGGGAUGCCGGUGGAAAUAAAUGUCGGUGGAUGUUGGUCAGAGUGCCGUACUUCAAAUUGAAGUGAUUUCUAUAUCUUAUAACCUUUAUUGAUCGAAACAAAUCAGGGUUCGUCUCAUGGCUUUAUUUUCCCACGUUAAUGGCAACACAGGUCGCAUUCAUAUUCAUGUUGCUCUCACCGGUGAGAGAGAGAGAAAGAGGAGGGUAAGAAUAUCCUUUUCCCCUCCCUUUUCUCCAUUCCUCCCCGAAUAAAAAUACCCCUGAUCCAUUUUGAGCCAUGCUUAGAAUAAGGAGCGAAUCGAUUUUUUUUUCUUUCUCUCUCUCCGUGUCGGGUUACAAGCGGACUGCGUCUCUUUACCUCCCCAUCUCUCUUUUUCUUUCACACACAUUAACACACACACACACACGUGCACACGCGGAGGCCUGUGUGUGCCCGUUUUAAUGUAAUGCAAUGACCUGCUAGAAAAAUUAAUAUACGGAUGUGCGUCCUGCUGAAAAAGCUGUGUGUUUGACAAAUAAAAAAGGUGUACUGUA
This is a messenger RNA of Pseudoliparis swirei, 3549 nucleotides long. RefSeq names its product F-box and leucine-rich repeat protein 14b (gene fbxl14b). The transcript has a single exon. The coding region runs from base 618 to 1820 and encodes 400 amino acids. Gene Ontology annotation, cellular component: SCF ubiquitin ligase complex. Gene Ontology annotation, molecular function: protein binding. Gene Ontology annotation, biological process: SCF-dependent proteasomal ubiquitin-dependent protein catabolic process. Lineage: Eukaryota; Metazoa; Chordata; Actinopteri; Perciformes; Liparidae. The record is from RefSeq and is a predicted model, not a curated record.